ACAUCAGAUCUUCUGAUGGAGUUUGACUGAAUCUUCUGCCUCUGUCAGACUCCACUGAUCAGCACAACAUGAAGAAAUGAGUCCAUUUCAGCUGCAUCAGUGCAGUUUACCUGAGGAACUGAAGCUUUGAAAGAACAGAAACAGUCAAAGAUCAUUUUUAGAGAGUUAUUAUUUAGAGUUUCGUCUGACUUGGACAACAAUAUUCAAGUCUUGAUUUCAUCUCAUGUGUCUUUUCCUGCAUCAGCUGUUCAAACUUUUCUCAUCUGUGUCCAGAUCAGGUUUUAAAUUCACCAAACAGGGAGGAGAAUUUAACACUCGCAUUGAGCUCAGUUUUUGUGUGAACAGAGGUCCAGAGGUCACAGAGGUCACAGAGGUCAGGGGCCCCGGGACCAGAGCAGUUUAAGCUGCUGACUAUCACUCAGUUAGAGGGAGAUCGUACCUGCUCACCAAAGUUAAAUAGAGCAACAACAGGUGUUCAAGGCACAGAGUUGGAAUGAGAGGCUCCAUUCUCCCUAUUAGAAGUCAGUGUACCAUCAAAAUGAAUGCCACUGAAACCACAGGUGUGAUACCACAAGUACUGAUGUCAGACAACAUGUUAGACUACACAGACACUGAUGUCAACACUGUCUGGUUGUGCGAUCUCAGUGACUCCAAACUUACUAAAGGUUAAAGUGGUUUUUAUCAGAGUUCAGUCGUCAUUAGAGGGUAAAACCUCCAGAGCUCUGCUGCUGUCCAACCCACACUCUCAUCAAAACACUUCCCCUUCAAUUCUCAGAAAAAAUGACUUCAGAGACACAAUGAGGAACCAACAGGUCUCAGGUCAGUAACAUGUCAUCUUAUCUGUGUUCUUUCCCAGCUGCUACAGACGUGUUAAAAAAAAGAGCUGCAUUAAUGCAAACAUUUCUAACUAACAGUCUUCACACCUUUAGCCUCCUCAGUCCUUUUUCUGUUCAGGGUGUCAAACACGUCACUGUCAGAGACACAGUCUGCACUUGUUGAAUCUUAAUAUAGUUUUCUCUCUGCAGCAUUAAAUGAGCUCAGAUCCUGUUCUAUCUGCAGAAACUUAUUCCUUCUCUUAAUAAUGAACUAUUGUCUAACAGUCAGGUCUCCAUCCAACAUGCUCAUUGCAGUUUUACAGGAUCUUUGUCAGACUGCUGUGACCUCUGACCUCUUCAUUAUGUUAGCUAUGCUGCUUAGCCUUUGAGGGUGAUGACAGGAGGCUGGAUCCAGUCCCAGUUAACCUAAGCUGCAUGUCUUUGGACUGUGAGAAGAAGGGCACACAGGCACAGGGAGAACAUGCAAACUCCACACAGAAAAGCUCCAUGUUGUUGUGAGGUGACAGAGCUAACCACUGCACCACUGUGCCGCCCUUCUGCUCAUGACUCUAACUCAAAAACCAGAGCAAAAAUAAUCAUGACCACAUGACAUCAUACUGAUCACAGGAAGUAUGUGAUGUUGGUCUGUAUAAGAUGAACCAUUUUAGAGACUCUGACAGUUAGGAUGGACAGAGAAAGGAGAGAGACAGAGCAGCACCAUGGCUGAAUUCAGAUGGAUUCAAAUGUCUUUAUUAAUGAUCCUGCUGCUUCAGUUCACAGCAACAGCUACUGGACAGUUUUCCUCCAUCACUGUCAGAGAUGAAGAUGAAGUCACUUUGUCCUGUGAAAAUGUGAGAGAUGAUCAGGAUCAAUGUGACAGAACUGACUGGGUGUUCAUUAGUUCAGGAAGCAGAGCAGCAGCAUGGCUGUUUGACCAUGGGAAGAUUCACAGAGCAGCCAAAUCUAAAUCAGACAGACUGAGUCUCACAGAGAACUGUUCUCUGGUUAUAAAGAAGGUCACAGUUGAGGAUGCUGGUCAGUACACCUGCCGACAGUUUGACAAAUUAGGACGACAACAAGGUCAAGGUGCUGCAGUUCACCUGUCUGUUGUUUCCAUGACUGAUCGUAACGACAUUGAUCAGGUGACAUUAUACUGCUCUGUGAGGACAUAUGACCACUGUAUACACACAGUGAAGUGGCUGUAUGAGGGUAAAGAUGUGGCUACAGAUGACAAAGGGUUGAGGACAUCAUCGUCUUCCUGCAGAGCCUCUGUGACCUUUCUGACUUCUCAUUACAUUUACAAAUCAACGUCUAAGCUCUUUUCUUGUGAAGUGACUGAUGGUUACAACGAGCAACAGUUUACCUUCAGCCUUCAGUCCUCACCUGAGAAGUCAGGUGACGACUCAACAACAACAACAACAACAACAACAACAACAGCAACAGCAACAACAACAACAACAACAACAACAACUACAACAACAACAGCAGCAACAACAACAACAACAACAACAACAACAACAGCAUCUCCAACCAGUGACGCUUCAACAAAACCAACAGGUGACAACACAAUAACAGCAACAAUAAGAAACAGUGUAAAACCAGGUGUGACCACGACAGCAACUACAACAACAACAACAACAACAAACAACGUAAAACCAGACUGGUGGAGGUUCAUCAUUGUGUCUGUGGGUUUAGCAGCACUCAUAACAAUAGUUGUGGCAGUCAACAUAUGGUCAAGAACUGAAGGGAAAAAAACACAGACGGAUGAAAACAGUGUGUGUGAUGAUGAAGAUGAUGGUAGAGUGACUUAUGAAAACAUCAGAUCUUCUGAUGGAGUUGGACUGAAUCUUCUGCCUCUGUCAGACUCCACUGAUCAGCACAACAUGAAGAAAUGAGUCCAUUUCAGCUGCAUCAGUGCAGUUUACCUGAGGAACUGAAGCUUUGAAAGAACAGAAACAGUCAAAGAUCAUUUUUAGAGAGUUAUUAUUUAGAGUUUCGUCUGACUUGGACAACAAUAUUCAAGUCUUGAUUUCAUCUCAUGUGUCUUUUCCUGCAUCAGCUGUUCAAACUUUUCUCAUCUGUGUCCAGAUCAGGUUUUAAAUUCACCAAACAGGGAGGAGAAUUUAACACUCGCUUUGAGCUCAGUUUUUGUGUGAACAGAGGUCCAGAGGUCACAGAGGUCACAGAGGUCAGGGGCCCCAGGACCAGAGCAGUUUAAGCUGCUGACUAUCACUCAGUUAGAGGGAGAUCGUACCUGCUCACCAAAGUUAAAUAGAGCAACAACAGGUGU
Lates calcarifer (barramundi perch) is the source of this 3105-nucleotide messenger RNA. RefSeq lists its product as uncharacterized. Gene Ontology annotation, biological process: interleukin-15-mediated signaling pathway; positive regulation of ERK1 and ERK2 cascade; T cell activation. The coding region runs from base 1535 to 2710 and encodes 391 amino acids. Lineage: Eukaryota; Metazoa; Chordata; Actinopteri; Centropomidae. Gene Ontology annotation, cellular component: external side of plasma membrane; membrane raft. The transcript has 9 exons. The record is from RefSeq and is a predicted model, not a curated record. Gene Ontology annotation, molecular function: protein tyrosine kinase binding; MHC class II protein binding.